AUGGUUUUCCGCUUCUCUGCACUUAUGACAGAUACCAAGGACAUUUUGCAUAAUUCAACCACUUCUCAGCUUAUCGUGUUGCAGAUCAUCCGGCAAUACGUUCGUGAGAGGGGUGGGUACGCCGAAUGGACACCUGACAAUAUUGACCCCAACGUGCUCGCAUGGCUGAAGCAGAAGAAAUUCGGCACGGAUGACAUCCGUCGACUGGAGGCAUCAGCAGAGUCUUUGACCCAAGCUCUUCUUCUACUUACACACCUAGUACCCAGAGCUCCUAUCAAAAGAGCCGGGUCCAUGAUUCCCCGCUCGAAGCAGCGCAGACACACUGUCUUUGGCACAGAAAUAACGGCCAGGGUUCGCCUAUUGUUGGACGAGGUAUUGGGCCGUGAUCGCCUGGCCAAUAUACCAUCGGGGGAUAUCUCCGUAUGGCCCUGUAUCGGCCUUGUAGAUCGAGAAACGGUCGAGGUCCAACAGGAGCUUGAGCAAGACCGGGUCGAGGCUGCAGAUAUUGCCGUGGGCGAUGGGAGCAUUGCUCAAUUGCGGCUUUCGUCCCAAGACAGACUCGUUGAGACGAUGCAAGAUGUCAUUUCUAACCCAGCCUCCCCGACACCAAGAAAACAUACCGUCGUUUCAUGA
This is a messenger RNA of Aspergillus calidoustus, 633 nucleotides long. The record is from the annotation of a GenBank genome assembly. Lineage: Eukaryota; Fungi; Ascomycota; Eurotiomycetes; Eurotiales; Aspergillaceae.